GGGAUGGAAGAUGUUGCUGGGCUUGACACUGUCUAUGGCCGUGGCUGCAAAUGCCUCCUGCACGGACCAAUCAUGUGUGAACGGAUACUGCAACGACAACACCGGCUGCAGGUGCCAUCAAGGUUUCACGAUGGAUCCUAACGGCAUCUGUGUUCCCUUUGUACGGUGUGCAGUGGAUUCUUGCCCAAACGGUUUCUGCUCACGGUCAGGACAGUGUUUCUGCAAAUCUGGGUAUUUCAAAGGACCAAACGGCGUUUGUCUGGCCAUUGCUACCUGUGUUCCGGAAACAUGUGUUAAUGGCGACUGUGACCCGAACACACAGGAGUGUGUCUGUAAACCUGGCUUCGAGAAGAAUGUGCAAGGUGGAUGUGCUGUCUCAAAUGAUUGCACGUUACGAUGUGAGAAUGGACAGUGUGCGAAACUGCAGAGUCAGCAAGAAGUGUGCCACUGUCAAGUUGGGUACAGGAACCAUCCUGACAACAACACUAUCUGUGUUUCAGUAGCUGGUACAGGAAAUGAAACUGGCCGCUCCACGUCUCCAUCUGCAUCAACGCCCAACAGACUCCCACUAAACCCCGAAGGUGACGGGCAGAGCACAUCAUCGUUCCCUCAUACCCUGCAUACAGGCCAGCAAGCAACCACCCAGACACAGCUUCCACCGCUGCUAAUCCCUUCUGGCUUUGUUCGACAGGAAUCGGCACCACACAGAACACCAUCUGAAGUCUUCAAUAAACCACAAUUUCCAUUUGCCAUUAAUGGGCCACCAACACCCUUACCUCCCAACCCCAUACCAUCAACAAUUGCCAAUCUUUCCAUCGCCCCACCCGUCAAUGUCAACGGACCACCAAUACCGUUACCUCCUAUCCAGUUACAAUCAACGUUUCCCCAACUGUCCAUCAGACCAUCUCUCAGUGUAAACGGAGCACCAAUGCCCUUACCCUUACCGCCAAACCCGUUACAAUCAACGUUUCCCCACCUUUCUAUCACACCACCUAUCAAUGUCAACGGACCAAGAAUACCGUUACCUUCCAACCCGUUACAAUCAACGAUUCCCCAACUUUCUAUCACAGCACCUAUCAAUGUCAACGGACCAAGAAUACCGUUACCUUCCAACCCGUUACAAUCAACGAUUCCCCAACUUUCUUUCACACCGCCUAUCAAUGUCAACGGACCAAGAAUACCGUUACCUUCCAACCCGUUACAAUCAACGUUUCCCCACCUUUCUAUAACACCACCUAUCAAUGUCAACGGACCAAGAAUACCGUUACCUUCCAACCCGUUACAAUCAACGUUUCCCCACCAUUUCCUCACACCACCUGUCAAUGUCAACGGACUGCCAAUACCCGUAACUCUUAACGGACUACAAGAUCCGUUCCCUGCAUCUACCAGUAAACUGUUAGAGCUCCUUCGGGCUUUAACUGGAAACGUAGGUACAAACCCAGCCAGAAAAGGGUUUCACUACGAAAGGCCAUCACCGUUCAGGUCACUUCGCUUGGAUCCCAGAUCAACGUCAAUGUUGAUACGAAUGUUGUCAAUGAACCAGUUCAUGGAGGCAAUGGUUUAAUCAAACAUUCUUAAAUAUUAAAAGUUUAACGGACCAAUUUCAAGGACAGUGUCUCCAUUUGAGGGAACAAUAGGUCCCCAUUAUAUCAUAGGUGUUGUAAUAUCUGACCUAGUGUUGACUGUAUGGUCAGUAUCAGCAUGGAGUAUAAAGAUUAUAUCUACCCCAGACUAGAUUAUAUUUACAGGCCACUGUUUUUUGUUUGCUUACAAACUUUGAAUGUAUAGUUUGAACACAUGCAUGAAUACGUAAAUUUAAUCUGGAAGUUUAACAUUCCGAAACACAGUUUUUCUCGUACUGUAUUAAUCUGCAUAUGUAUACAGUUUAAAACACCAUGUCUCCAUUA
Molecule: messenger RNA, 1907 nt
Organism: Haliotis rubra (blacklip abalone)
Lineage: Eukaryota; Metazoa; Mollusca; Gastropoda; Lepetellida; Haliotidae
Product: WAS/WASL-interacting protein family member 1-like
Exons: 6
Coding region: 11-1564 (517 amino acids)
Source: RefSeq, a predicted model, not a curated record